Messenger RNA from Hydra vulgaris (swiftwater hydra), 2010 nucleotides. NCBI's taxonomy places the organism in Eukaryota, Metazoa, Cnidaria, Hydrozoa, Anthoathecata, Hydridae. The record is from RefSeq and is a predicted model, not a curated record.
CAAUAUUUUGGAAUUAUUGGAAUGAAAAAAGUGAAAAGCGGUGCCACUAAAAGAAGAGAAAAAGCUGCAGCCAUGGAGAAAAUCAUGAAAUACCCCAAGCUAACACAUUUUUUAAAACCAGCAGUUCCGGCUAGCAGUGUUUUGAUAUCAACAAAUAAUUUUGACUGUGAUUAUUUGGGUACUAGACUAGAGUCAGAUGGGUUAAUCUAUGACUCAAAUGCAAAGUCAAAUGUAAGUCAUGGUUUAAUCUGUGAAUCAAAUGCCACAACAAAUCCACUAAUAUUUCUCAGUGAUGAUCCUUCUGAUUGGCCUGAUAAUGUUUCUGACGCUCAGAAGUGUGAUGUUGUUAAACGAGGUUUAAAAAAGAUUGAAAUCGACUUUCCAAAAAAUUCAGAAAGAAGACGAUUUUCCAUGAGUUAUUAUAACCGCAAAAUGAAAAAUGGAGAAAUCUUUGAAAGAUCAUGGCUUAUAUAUUCUUUAAAUAGUGAUAAAGUGUUUUGUUUCUGUUGCAAACUUUUUGGGAUAACUUCUUCACCAUUUCGAAAAGGAAUAAACACGUGGGAAGGCUUAUCAAAAAAACUUAAAGAAUACGAAACAUGCAGUGCACAUUUAAAAUGCUUUGAACAUUGGAUGACAUUACGAAAAGGCAUAGCAAAUCAAGCUACCAUAGACGAGCAACAACAAAAGUUGCUUCAUAAAGAGCGGGUAUUUUGGAGAUCUGUGUUGGAAAGGAUACUGGACAUUACGUUAUUUCUUUCAGCAAGAAAUCUUGCAUUCCGUGGUUCAGACACGGCAAUUGGUUCAAAGAGCAAUGGAAAUUUUCUUGGGGUGUUUGAAUUACUGGCUAAGUACGAUGCCGUCCUCAAGGAGCUUCUGUUAAGAAUUCAGGACAAAAAAACAAACGCUCACUAUUUGAGCAAUGACACACAGAACGAGUUGAUUAGAUGUUUACCGCAGGAGAUUGAAUCAGAAAACCUUUCUAUGGUAAAAAAAGCAAAAUACUAUUCGGUUAUUUUAGAUUGCACGCCAGACGUUUCGCGCAAAGAACAAAUGAGCAUAAUUUUAAGAUCAGUGACAUGUACUUCUAGAGUAGGUAUUAACAUUUCCGAAAAUUUCUUUAUAUAUCUCACAGUAAAUGAUACCAUUGGAAAAGGGCUUUUGGAUGUCUUUUUAAAUCAGGCAAAAAAAUGGGAUCUAAAUAUUCUUGAUUGUCGAGGCCAAUCUUAUGAUAAUGGUGCUAACAUAAAAGGAAAACUUAAAGGUGUUCAAGCCAGGCUUCUAGAAAUGAACCCAAAGGCUAUAUAUGUUCCAUGUGCAAAUCAUUCACUGAAUCUUGUUAUUGUUGAUGGUGCACUGUCAUCUAUCAGUGCAAUAUCUUUUUUUGGAGUUCUUACAAGAUUGUGUACCCUCUUUUCAUCGUCUCCUCCUCGAUGGGAAAUUUUAAAAUCGUGUGUGGAAAUUUCUGUCAAACCACAAUCAGAUACAAGAUGGGAAAGUAAAAUAAACUGUGUUAAACUACUUCGCUAUUAUCUGAAAGAAAUUUUAGAGGCACUCGACAGAUUGGAAAAACAUGCCUUUGAAAAGAAAGAUGGGGCAACAGCCACAGAAGUACGAUCUCUGAUUGAAUAUAUUAGGACAUGGCCUUUCUUAUUAUCAAUCAUUAUUUGGUAUGACGUUUUAUUUCAAAUCAACAAAUCAAGUAAGCUUCUUCAGUCUUCUUUAACCUCUCUUGACAUAUUGGCUAGUGAAAUAAAAGCAACAAAUACAUUUCUUUAUGAGUAUCGUGAGACUGGAUUUACUGACGCACAUAUUAAAGCACAAGAAAUUGCAGAAGAAUUGGGCAUUGAAAAAGAGUGUGCUGAUGAAACUCGGCAACCUGAGCAUCAGUAUAAAGCAGAUUUCUUUUUGCCACUCAUUGACAUGUCAAUUGCAUCAGUAAAGGAGCGUUUUGAACAGGUCAGUAUCUUCACAAAUCUUUUUGACUUUCUUUACCGGUCUGAGAGUCUGUAA